Messenger RNA from Phlebotomus papatasi, 1329 nucleotides. RefSeq lists its product as uncharacterized. Lineage: Eukaryota; Metazoa; Arthropoda; Insecta; Diptera; Psychodidae. The transcript has 2 exons. Gene Ontology annotation, molecular function: nucleic acid binding. Gene Ontology annotation, biological process: DNA integration. The record is from RefSeq and is a predicted model, not a curated record. Bases 1 to 1329 code for a protein of 442 amino acids.
AUGAUUGUGUUGUGCCAAAUUAGAUCACCCGUGAAACGUGAAGCAUUUGUUAAGAAGCGCCUGGAAGACAUCCUCAACAAUACCAGGGCUGAAAGAUGGCAUCACGUUCCUACCACACACAAUCCAGCGGACUUGAUUUCAAGGGGAGUCACGGCAGAACAGUUAGAUGAAUCCUCCCUCUGGUGGAAGGGGCCGGACUGGCUCUCAAAACCCAUCGAGUACUGGCCAACAGAACCUGAAGGUCACCAAGAAGGAUGCCUACUCGCAACCACGGCUCAAUGGCCCGACAUACGUACUCAGCAAUCUGGACCGUUACUUCCCGAAGAAAUUCAGAGGGCAGAAAUUGUACUGGUGAGGCUGGAGCAACAGGAGUUGCUCGUUGAUGACAUCAAAACAUUAUCUGGCCCAAAGAAGACACCAGUGAGCAAACAGCUACGUCAUCUUCAAGUCUUUUUGGAUGACGAUAAGGUUAUGCGUGUGAAAGGGCGGUUGGAAAAUGCGAAUGUGGAUGAAAAUACCAAGCAGCCCAUGAUCCUCCCCAGUGGACCGCUGGCCAAGAUGAUUCUACAUCAUGAGCAUUACCGUUUACUGCACGCAGGCCCUACCCUUAUCAUGACAGAGAUUAGACGCAAAUUCUGGCCUAUUUUUGGAAGACGUUUACCACGAGAUGUCUAUUGGAGAUGUGUCAUCUGCAACAAAGCCAAAUCUCGACCUUGUAAACAGCUGAUGGGCCAAUUACCGACACCUCGUGUCACCCUGACUCGACCAUUUGCCUCCACCGGAGUGGACUUUGCGGGGCCCGUGCUUGUCAAGGCAAGUAAACUUCGAAAAGCACCCGUUCAGAAGACCUAUCUGGCAGUAUUCAUCUGUAUGGCAGUGAAGGCCGUGCACAUUGAGGUUGUGGGCGACCUCACCACCGAGGCUUUCUUGGCUUCACUCCGCCGAUUUUCUGCCAGAAGAGGAACACCCAAUCAUGUCUACUCCGACAACGGGACAAACUUCGUCGGGGCUGCCCACUACCUGGGGAAAUUUCUUGCAAAUCCAGCCAACCAGAAUGCCCUCAUUGAUGCCACCUCCGGAAACUCAAUCACUUGGCACUUCAUCCCACCUCGCUCUCCGCAUUGGGGUGGGCUCUGGGAAGCUGCAGUGAAGACGCUGAAGUAUCACCUGAAUCACGUCAUGGGCACAACCGUGCUAACCUAUGAAGAGUUGACGACUGUUACCACGCAGAUUGAAGGAGUUGCAAUAUACCCAAGUCAUCAAUGUUCUAUUGGUACACUUUGGUGUCAUGAGUCAAUGAUCUAUCUAUUGGUAAACUUAGUGAUGUAA